Molecule: messenger RNA, 1395 nt
Organism: Bufo bufo (common toad)
Lineage: Eukaryota; Metazoa; Chordata; Amphibia; Anura; Bufonidae
Product: olfactomedin-4-like
Exons: 5
Coding region: 1-1395 (464 amino acids)
Biological process (GO): signal transduction
Source: RefSeq, a predicted model, not a curated record
AUGGGUGUAACUCAAGGAACUUGGAUAUACCUUGUGUGCCAGAACUUCCUUAUAGAGUUGUAUAAAAUGCAGUCCAAUGAUGCUGAGAGUCAUAGAAAAUACAAAUACAAGAUGAAGACCAUCAUCCUGCUAUUGUGGAGUCUGGGGGUUUGCUUGGCUCAGUCUACAUAUCCAGGUUUUUCUCCUCCGAAGGAAAAGGUUGUGUCUGGUUCAAUGGACGAACAGGGUGUCUGUCAUUGUUCUCUUGCCAUUCCAGAUUUGUUUUCUACAGAACAAACUGAGUUUCUGGAGACAUCCAACCUCAACUUGGGUCGCAGGUUUCAGGAAGAAAUUGAUAAGGAAGACAGUUCUUUAAGCCAACUAGACUUUGAGAUGUUGAAAUUGGAGAUCAGUGAGUUGGACGCCUUGGUGAAAGAACUCAAGUCUUCAUUAACUGGGUCAAAUGAGAAAGUAGAAGCCCUGUAUAUGGAGAUUCUCAACAUAUCUGCCAUGGUGAACCAACCAGAGAGACAUGACAAAAACAAUAUUAUAGAUUUCAGAAAGCAAACCGCUUCCUUGCAAAAACGUCUGGAUGAACGCAGAAAACGUCGCUCACCUUUUCAUGUGCAGUUUGGCAAUUGUGAACAUGGUGGGAUUAUGAAUAUUAGCAAACCACAAGUUGUCCAGAUCAACUGGAGGGGAACAUCCUACAUGACAGGCGGAUGGGGAAAGGACACAUUUUCGGGCUCCACGCAAGAAUUAUAUUGGGUGCUCAGUAACAAUAUUUCCAGCUACACUACGGUGCGAUUUUAUCCCACUUAUAAAGAUCUUAAGCAGUACAAAAACUAUAAGGACCAGACACUUUCUGUAACCGGUAGAGGAAACGAUUUAACUCUAUAUGACAAUUGCUUAUACUAUAACUGCUACAGCACUGAUAUUUGCAAAUUCAACUUGGACAGUAACAAAGUAGAUCAUAAGACUCUAUCUAAUGCAGCUCAUGGAUUUUCCUACUCAAAAUCACAGUACCAAGACUUAGACUUGGAGGGAGAUGAAAACAGUCUGUGGGUUCUUUAUUCAAAGCAGGAUGUACGAGGUAAUGUAGUUAUCGGAAUGCUGAAUGAAACGUCCCUUGAAUUAAUGAAAACAUGGGUCACUUCUGUAUAUAGGCCUAGCGUUACCAAUGCAUUCAUGGUAUGUGGGGUCAUGUAUGCAACAAGAAUCCUCAACACAAGAGAAGAAGAGAUCUUCUACAUGUUUGAUACCAACACGAGUGAAGGACGCUACCUGAAAAUCCCUUUUGAAAAGAUGUUGGACAAUAUUCAAAGUCUAUCCUACAACCCCAAUGACCACAAGCUCUACAUGUACAACGACGGCUUUGCAGCCAUUUACGAUGUUAACUUCAAGCCUAAAGCUUAA